Molecule: messenger RNA, 2227 nt
Organism: Cornus florida
Lineage: Eukaryota; Viridiplantae; Streptophyta; Magnoliopsida; Cornales; Cornaceae
Product: monooxygenase 1-like
Exons: 6
Coding region: 728-1939 (403 amino acids)
Molecular function (GO): FAD binding
Source: RefSeq, a predicted model, not a curated record
AACACGGGUCCGGUGUUUACAUGGAGAUUGCCGGACAGAUAUGGGUUUUGCCGAGGCUUAAGAGCUCAUCGGAUUGAGCUUAGUCGUGGUUGCUUCGAGCUACACGGUUGGGUCAGUUGAAAUUAGGUCGGUGUUGCUGUGCUAUGGUUUUGAUCUCCCUGAACUUCCUCUCUCGUCUUCGUUUAAGCUUUUCCGGUUGUUAAUGGAGCAUACACUGUUGGUGUAUAUAUAUGUAUACAUAUUCAGGCCAUCGACACCACAAAUUCAAACUUGUUUCACCGCCGAACACUUUGCCGUCGCCGUCAGACCGCCGUCCGCCAUUCUGUUCAUCCAUGCUAAUUCGCUGCGAAUUCUGUUAUUUUUAUUCUUGUUCGCCGGUUCUGUCCAUCCGCGCUUCGAGACUGGCGAGGGCGGGCGACGGUCGGGGCCUGACAAGAUUGUGUUGAUGCAUUAGGUGUUAUGGGUUUGUUGAUACGAGGGUACCGUUGUCCUUCUGUGUUUGGGUGGUGAUAUAUAGGGAGAGGAGAGAGAAAUUUUUUCAAAACUUGACAAUUAGACUGCCACGCAAUAAGCCACAGCCACGUAGAUUCUACCUAGAACACCGGUCUAAAUUGUCUGCCUGACUAUGACGACUCUUAUUAAUUAUUGCCAAAGUCCUUCCGGUCCUCCUCACUCCUCAGCCCAUUCCAAUCCCUUCUACUUCUAGAGAGAGAAGAUAUAGAGAGAGAUGGAUGCAGGUGAACAGAAUGAGAUUGUCAUAGCUGGCGGUGGGAUUUGUGGCCUCGCCACCGCACUUGCCCUUCACAGGAAGGGUAUUAGGAGCGUGGUUUUGGAGAGAUCAGAGACCUUGCGUGCAACAGGGGCAGCCAUUGUCAUUUUUCCUAAUGGAUGGCGUGCUCUCGAUCAGCUCGGUGUGGGCUCUAAGCUCAGAGAAACAGCUCUUCUUUUUCAUGGGAUACGAGAUACAUGGCAAGAGAAGGGUAAGCAACGCGAAACACCAUUUGGGAGUGGCGAAGCUCGUUGCUUGAAACGGAGUGACCUCAUCCAGACCUUAGCAGAUGCAUUGCCAGUUGGUACAAUACACUUUGGAUGCCAAGUAGUCUCUGUAAAAUUGGACCCUCUGACUUCUUAUCCAAUUCUUCAACUUCACGAUGGGAGUUCUGUUAUGGCCAAGGUUUUGAUUGGAUGUGAUGGAGCCAGGUCAGUGGUUGCGGAUUUCCUUGGGCUAAAGCCUGCAAAAAUUUUCACUGUAUGGGAGGUGAGAGGUUUCACACAUUAUCCAAAUGGUCACUCAUUUACCCAUGAGUUCGUCCGAAUGAGGAGAGGGAACAUCUUAGUGGGGAUAGUUCCAAUUAAUGACGAGACAGUCUUCUGGUUCGUAGUUCUGCAAUUGAAUUCUAUGGAUGCAAAAGUUUGGGGGGAUGCAGAGCUCAUGAGACAAUCAACUUUGGAAUCAUUAACUGGUUUCCCAGCAGAAUUAAGAGAAUUGGUAAAAAACAGUGACCUGAAAACACUGUCUCUCACACACUUAUGGUAUCGUGCACCAUGGGACGUACUACUUGCAAGGUCUCGUAAAGGAACAGUGACAGUAGCCGGCGAUGCCAUGCAUGUAAUGGGCCCAUUCCUGGGACAGGGUGGCUCUGCAGCUUUAGAAGAUGCAGUUGUGCUUGCUAGAUGCAUGGCAGCGAAGAUGAGUGUGGUUUAUCCGAUGAUCAAAAGUGAGAGGAGGCGGAUUAUGGUCCACCAAGUUGGAGAAGCAAUGGAUAAAUAUCUGAAAGAAAGAAGAAAGAGAGUGGUGCAAUUGUCAACACAGAGUUACCUUAUUGGUACGCUAUUGGAAACAUCAUCACUGCUGAUAAAAUAUGCUUGUCUCGUCUUCAUGGCUAUUUUCUUUAGUAACGGAAUCUAUCAUACCAGAUAUGACUGUGGACGCCUUUGAUGCACACACUUUAAUUUGAAUACAUUGUUAUUUUUAUUUUGUUGUAGUAACUUAUUUGCCUCAGGCAGUCAACUUUAAAGACAAAAAUUAUUCAAAAUAUUAAAAAGAUAAUACACUAGGAGUAUUUAUUUAUUUACUUUUUCAUUUUUAGUUGAGAAUGUAAUUUUUUUUUUUUUUGAGAUUAUAUAUUUCCACACAAGGUAUUGUGUAUUCUUCAACAAUUGCUAUAAUAUAAUGCAUUGCUAUAAUAUUAUGCAGAUUAAAGAUUUAAAGAAUUACCAUAUGCUC